This is a messenger RNA of Homalodisca vitripennis (glassy-winged sharpshooter), 8762 nucleotides long. It is a transcript of the gene shg, whose product is annotated as DE-cadherin. Gene Ontology annotation, cellular component: plasma membrane; catenin complex; adherens junction. The transcript has 29 exons. Bases 112 to 4818 code for a protein of 1568 amino acids. NCBI's taxonomy places the organism in Eukaryota, Metazoa, Arthropoda, Insecta, Hemiptera, Cicadellidae. Gene Ontology annotation, molecular function: cadherin binding; calcium ion binding. Gene Ontology annotation, biological process: calcium-dependent cell-cell adhesion; homophilic cell-cell adhesion; multicellular organism development. The record is from RefSeq and is a predicted model, not a curated record.
GCGGUGCGGCGCUCAGUGACGAGUCGACCUUCGCGUCCGCAAUGACUCUUUCUUGAUGUAUGACGGGCGCUCUUUACAUCGUUAGUGUUAGUAAAUAUCAGUGUAGUGAUCAUGUGGAGUGCCGUGGAUUGCUCGGUUGUUCCACUGAUUUUAACUAUAGUGAUGUCUGUGGGUGGAUUCGAAAAUUUGGAGAGGACACAGGACUUGUCUUCAGAUAACAUGUUGGAUAACCUAAAAAAAGGUCCGUACCAGAAGGAUUACACAGCGUCUUAUGAUGCACAUUUUACAUCGAAUAAAGAAGCUAUGGGGGAUAGCUCUCGCCGGUUGCAUCCUCUACUGCCCAAUCCCAUGUCUCCAGCGAGGUUGAGGCACUCCAGGCACCUCUUAGGGCGAGGAUCCAGCGGCCAGUCCCAUCUUCCCACUCCAGAAGCGCUCGUGGGCGGUCCUUUCCAGGAUCUGACUGGGACGAGCAUUUAUGGGAUGGGCAGCAGCAGCCCUACGAUACACGACAACCACAAGCCAGUGAUCGCAAACUGCUCAAAAUUCCAGCCUUCAGUGAAGGAAGAGGAGCCGGCAGGGACCUUUGUCUUCAGAGUGACGGCUACAGACAGAGAUCCGCCCGAGAAUGGAGGUAACAUCACUUAUGCCUUCGUGUCGGCUCCUGGGGACAGGCUCAAGUUCAGCAUAGAUUCUCAGACCGGUGACAUCAGGACAAGACAUAUGUUUGACCGUGAUGAACCGAGCAGAGAGAAGGAACAGUACCUGACCAUACGAGCCACAGACAAUGGCAGGCCUCAGCUGGACGAUGUGUGCACAUAUAAGGUUAUCAUCGAGGACAUCAACGACAACCAGCCCGUAUUUGAUAAAGUGAACUAUGUGGAGUCGGUGCCCCAAGACCUGCCACCAGGUCAAGAGGUUAUGAGGAUAUCAGCAACAGACAUUGAUGAUGGCAACAACAGCAUCGUCUUCUACGACCUGGAACCCAAAGUAGCAGAGGAUGGAAAAUACUUCCACAUUGAGAGAUCAACUGGCGUCAUCUUCCUCGACAGGGUCAUUGACAAAGAGCCUGGGUAUCACUUCCGGAUGAAAGCGACUGCAACAGAUCAGGGAGAGGUUCCCCUCUCCUCAGCGAUAGAACUAGAGAUCUCUGUGGUAGAGUCGCACAAGAAAGCACCCAGCUUCAUCUCCACCCCUCACACCCCCAUCUUUCUGCCAGAGAACCUCACUGACUUCUCGUACAACAUCGCCACCUUGAAGGCUGUGUCCAACACUGACGAGAAGGCACCAGUGUUUGAGCUUGUGUUUGGAAGAACGGAACAGACGAACAAGCUGAACACUUUCCGACUGGAGACGGAAGGCACGACGGCGCACAUCCGCUUGGCCAGGCACAUGGACUACGAGUCGAUAUCAGAGUAUACCCUCACCGUCAGAAUACAGAAUAAGUAUGCACUGGCUGCGGAGACCACAAUCAACAUCCAAGUGACGGACGUCAACGACUGUAUCCCCGUGUUUACUGAGGUGGUGUCUGGGAGUGUGUUGGAGAAUGAGCCGCCCGGCACUCCUGUAAUGCAAGUGAGAGCCAUAGAUGCCGACAGCACAUCCUCCAACAACCAGGUGACGUACGAGUUGGGAGACAAUCAGGAGUACUUCGCCAUCGACAAGUACACAGGAAACAUAACUACGCUAGUCACCUUCGACAGAGAACAGCGGGAUUUCUACAAUGUCAAGAUCAUUGCCACAGACAACUCGCCCUCUGCGCUCUAUGAUACUGGGGAACACAACAAAGGACAGCAAGUGUUCAGGAUAGAGAUAGCUGACAAGAACGACCACCCGCCCAAGUUCACCCAGGAGAGGUAUGUGGCAGAGGCUAUCCCGGAAGAUGCCAACAUCAAUGCCUUAGUCAGGGAAGUCAAAGCACUUGACAAUGACACAGCGUCACCUGUCACCUACAGUAUAGUGGAGGGGAACACGAAUAAUGCUUUCUUGGUCGAGACGCAGACAGGAAAGAUCCGAGUCAACAGCCAACUGGAUUAUGAGAAUAUUACCAGUUACACGUUGAAAGUGCGAGCGUUUGAUGGCGUUUAUGAGGAUUACGCCCUGGUCGACAUCAAGAUAGAGAACGUCAACGACAAUCCACCCGUUUUUCUGCCGUACAAAAACAACAUAACCAUCAUGGAAGAGCAGUUGGUGCCUGGUUGCAUCGUCACGUUGAAAGCGUAUGACCCGGACAUCCAGGACCGUUCAGCAGACCAGCACAUAGUGUACAGUGUGGUCCCCAAACAAGACCAGGGUACUCACCUCACCAUCGACAACCAGGGGUGUCUCUCACUUCUCAAGCCUUUGGACAGAGAUCCCCCAAAUGGUUUUGACGUGUGGCAAGUGCUGAUCCAAGCCAAUGACGAGGAUGGGACGCCACAGACUGCUCUGCGCCUGGCCACCACGGUCUUCAUCAACCUCAUAGACAUCAACGACAAUGAGCCUUACCUCGACAUUCCCGGGCCGGUCGUGUGGAGGGAGAACCAGCCACCCGGUAUCAUAACCACACUCAACGCCAAGGACAAUGAUGGACCGGAAAAUGGAGGCCCUUUUAAGUAUGCGAUCGCCGGCUCAGCGAGUUCCGAGAUCCAAUCAAAGUUUGGCGUGUCUGGUAAUGAUUUGACAGCUCUAGUGACAUUUGAUCGGGAGGAGAAGAAAAGUUACCAAGUGCAGAUAUCCAUCACCGACAACGGCAUUCCGGCGAUGACUGGCACCAGCACACUUACAGUGGUGAUCGGAGAUGUCAACGACAAUGCGAUGAAGAAGGGUUCAAGCGACAUCUUCAUCUACAAUUACAAGGGUGAGGCUCCGGAUACUGAGAUUGGACGGGUGUACGUGGAGGACCUGGACGACUGGGACUUGCCGGACAAGACUUUCCGCUGGGCAGACGGCCGUUCUCACGAGAACUUUGACCUCAGUGACUCCACUGGCAUGAUCACCAUGUUGCGAGGAACCCCUCAAGACUCCUACCUCCUCAAGUUCUUGGUGACAGAAGAAGCUCCACUGAUACCACGUCACACAGUGGAGGCUGUUGUGAACGUCACUGUCAAGGUUAUACCCGAGGAGGCUGUGGAUAAAUCCGGUUCUAUCCGGUUUGCUGGUAUCACGGCGGAGGAGUUCAUCACUCCAGAUUCACACGGGAUGAGCAAGAAGUCGAUGCUGCAGGCGAGGCUGGCACGUUGGCUCAACACCAGCCUGGAUAAUGUGGAUGUGUUCACGGUGCUACACUCUCCACACAACACCAACCAGUCACAGCUGGAUGUGCGGUUUUCAGCGCACGGCUCCCCGUACUACGCCGCUGAGAAGAUCAACGCUGCUAUUGUUGAAAAUGGGAGAGAGCUCGAGAGAACCCUUGGUCUGAAAGUGCUGAUGGUGAACAUAGACGAGUGCCUGGUAGAAAAACUGUACUGUGAGUCAUCCUGUACGAACUUCCUCAACAAAAGCAACGUGCCGAGCGCAGUGCACACUAACACCACAUCGUUUGUGGGUGUCAAGGCCGUCGUGGACCCGCUGUGUAACUGCAAUGUCCCGCAGAAAGUCGUCUGCUACAACGGAGGAACUCCUGUGGGUGACAUGUGUGAGUGCACGGAAGAGUACGACGGUCCUCACUGCGAGAUUGUGGGAAUCGGAUUCGUAGGUAAUGGCUGGGCUCUCUAUCCACCUUUCUCUUCCUGUGAGGACUCCCACAUCUCCUUGGAGCUGCGUACCAACAAGCCAGAAGGUCUGGUCUUCUAUGUCGGCCCCACCAACUCCGAUGCCUUCAAACAGCUGGGCGUACAAGAUUUCAUGUCCCUGGAAUUGAAAGAUGGCUACCCCGUACUUUUGGUGGACUUCGGCUCAGGCACAGUGCGAGUAGAGCAACGACACACCAAACUAUCAGACGGCGAGAUACAUCGGAUAGACAUCAUCUGGAACAAGUCGACGAUAGACAUGCAGGUUGACAAGUGUAACCUGCCGACUUGCAUGUCGGUGACGGCACCACAACCUCCCAACGAGUUCCUCAACGUGAAUGGUCCGCUCCAAGUUGGUGGCACUCACAUGAAGCUGGCUGCUGUCGCUGAGGGCAUGAACUGGAGCCACAAGCCCCACGACGAGGGCUUCAGUGGCUGCAUCAAGAACCUCACAUUCAACGGGAAGCUUUACAAUCUGGGGAUGCCGAGUCUGUCCAAGAACGCAGACCUGGGCUGUAACCAGGGAAUGGCUGUGGCUGUGACAUUCGGAAUCGACACCAGUUUCCUCGUUGCCAUUCUCAUCUGCCUCGCCAUUCUGCUAAUUCUGCUGCUGGCAGUGGUGGUUCACCGCAAGAAGACCGAUGAUCUCUACAAAGAUACGGAUGACAUCCGAGAGAACAUCAUCAACUACGAGGACGAGGGAGGUGGCGAGGGUGACAUGACCGGAUACGACCUCAACGUACUACGACUGAUGUACGACGACCCGUUAAACGAGAAACAGAUGCCUAACAACACACAUCUAAUUCAAAGACCAGGGCCAGAUGAUGUCCCAGACAUCUGUGGAUUUCUGGAUGGCAAGAAGCAGUCAGUAGACAACGACCCAGAGACGAAUCCCUUUGACGACGUGCGACAUUACGCGUACGAAGGUGACGGCAACACCACCGGCUCUCUGUCUUCGUUAGCAUCAGGAACCGAUGAGGGCGACCUGAACUUUGACUACCUGUCCAACUUCGGGCCAAGGUUCCGCAAGCUGGCCGACAUGUACGGGGAGGACCCUAGUGAUGAGGAGGAUGACAACUUCCACAACGCGGCAUCAGAGUCGUGGUGUUGAGGUGCGGCGGCCCUGGCGCGUCCGGCACUGUGCCAUCCCCCCGCCACGCCGGACGACAGGGCUUGAUAGACUGACACCGUGAAGCAAACAUUCCCCAAGUGUUCAUAAGGCCGUUUUUGUGUACUUAUUAAUUCUACAUUCCAUCGGUCGGUUGUUGACGUUGAACGUGUACUUAAGUGUGCUUCUCAAUUAAACGUCAACAAAUCACCGUUUUUGAUUUGAUGUGAACUUUUUUUAAGAAGCACCGGUUUUUUUUAGCGAGUUUUUUACUAUGGAUGGAUUUCUAACAAAGUACCAAAGAGACUGGUAACGCCGCUUUCUUUGUUGUAAUUUCCUUCACGUCGCAUAACUCUGUGAUUAAUUGUAAUGAAUUUGCGACUGAUGUUUUUUAAAGCGAUUUUCCUACUGAGCCCUACUCUUUUUUGUAGUAAGGGCUGGGGAGCCGCUAGAGUGUACAUUAUCACUGUAGGAUUAAUUGUAGGGAAAAUGUUUAGUAAUUAUUGUAUUUAUGUUUAUCAGUUAUUAUAAUUACUAUACAAUAAUUUUAAUUUUAUUAGUGUUCUUAUGUUAUUGUUAUACCAAGUUAGGGGAACUUAUGUUGAAUAUUUAUUAUAAGUUUAUAAUUUUUUUUAUUCUUUUUUGAUUUUGGUAAUUCUAAAUUUUCACUUUAUUACGGUAUUCAAAUAUGACUGAAUAAUAAUUAUUAUUAGAUUUGUAUUGUCACGUAUGUUCCUAAGUGUGGAAAUCAUUAUCGUUUUAAAUAAAUACAUAGUAAUACAAGGGCAAGCAUGAAUAAAAUGUUUAUUUUUGUUUAUUACAAAUGCCAAAUUACAAAAUUGUAGAUUUGUAAAUAUGUUUUCAAGUUAUAAAUUAUUUUGUUGUAUUCUCUAUUUUGCACAUUUUUACAAACUAAAAUGCAUCAUUUUACAUUAACCACUAAGAGUUUUGUGAAAAAUCCUUGUAUUAUAACUUCUCUCUAAGUGCAAUUAAGGCAUUGUAUUAUAUUUAAUUUAAAUAUUAAUUGUAAGGCAUUAAUUUUAUACUGUAGUGAUACUGGUAAAGUAUUGUCAACAAUAUUAGGUGAACAGUUUUUGUUCCGCAUUAUUCCUCAUUUAUUUAGAUAAAAAUAAUACUCUUGUGUAAUUUUUUUACUAUAGUGAUUGGUUUUAUUUUAUACCAUAGGUAGUGUCAUAACAUGAAAUAAAAAGCUAUUAAAUGAUAAUAAAAUUAAAAAAUAUAUAUAUAUAUAUAUAUAUAUAUAUAUAUAUAUUACUGGAAUACGUCAUGUUCUCAGUUUUGUAUAAAGUUCAUUCUAUACUUCUAAACUUAAAUGCCAUUGAUUGAUAAACUUACGGAUGUGCCCUACCCAGAUCUGAAAUAUUAAUAAGAAUUUUUAGAUGGAAUACACUCAAUGAGUAGUUCUGAGAGUACUUACCUAAAUUCUUUUGAUCUUAAAUCAUUCUUAAGAUUGGGUCAUUUUUAAUUGACCUAACUAAUAUAUUUUGCUGAUAUUUUCCAUAAUGUCCAGUUAGUACAACAUUAACUGGACAAAAAAACAAAACAAUUUCAAAAAGUAAUUAACUUAUCAGUGUUUGUGUAACAUGAUACCUUUUUGGCAUAAAUAUAUCCUCAAUUUAUUAGUUUUAACUAAAGUUCCCAUGGGAAAUAAAUUAAUACUAACGUAUUAAACUUCACAUAAAACUUUGCAUUGAAAACUGCAAAUUGCAAAACUAAUAAUACAACACAGUAAAUUAAUCAGACACCCACAUAAUGUGUAACACAGCAUCUCACAUACAGGAAAGAGAAGCAGCAUGUUAGAAAUUGAUUUACCAAAUUGAAAAAAUAAGCUAAUGAGAUCGAGUGUAAGCUCUAAUUUAAUUAUAUGUUUGUUAUAUAUCAGCCGAAUAGGAAAUAUACAAUUAGUAAUUUAAUAACCCUCGCAUGCUUGAGUAAGGCACACCAUUGAGAAAAUGGAAAUGGUUUUUAAUAGAAUUGAAAUUUAAACAUUUUAUACAUAUUAUUUUCUAAUUUAUUGUCAUUUAAUAGAUAAUAAAGUAGUUGUUAUUGUUAUAAUUCACAUUUACAAUCAAUUAUGUUGUAAAGAUAUACACAUCUUUGUUCUGCAUGAAAAAAUAAUAAACGAUGAUGUAAAUGAAAAAUAAUAAUUUAUGGGAUAUUACUUUAAAAAAUAAACACAGCAUGAAGUUUAUUUAAUACAAGUAAAAACCUCUAAAAUUAUAUAUUUUUAAUUUGUACUGAUAGUAAAAUACUAUUUUUAUUUAUUGUUGUUAUACAGUUUUUGUUAAUUUGUAUGCUAGAGGAGAAAUUUAAUUUCUAGAUAGCUAUAUGUAAUUAACAUGUAUGUUUAGUUUAUUAAUUCAAUUUUAUUUAUUUAUUAGCAUGUGAUCAACUAAACUGAAAAUUAAUUUUUCAGUAUUUUUUUUUAUUUGCGGCUGAAAACACAUCUAGUCAAUUAUUUAACCCCGAAAUUGAAAAGGUACUAUUUUUCAUUUAAUUGUGUUAAGUUAUUAAGGAGUUAUUAAAUUUUAACGUAGUAUAAAAUUUAUAUUACUAUAUUGAAUAGUAUUUAAGUACUUUCAAAUGAAAUAAAAUCAACUAUAAAAUAUUUUGACGUUAAAAAAAUUAUUUCUUUUAAUCCAAAUAUUAAUUUCUAGAUUAUGCUUAUCAUUUUGAUCAUUUGUUUCAUAUUCCCAAACUGGAGAUUGGUAAAAAUGCAUGUCUUAAAUAAAUGUUCAACGUUAAAAAUUAUAGAGUUGCUCAUUUAAAGUUUUUAUUCAAACAUACAAAAAAUUUCAUGGAUGAAAACAAAAUACAGUGUGACGUACAAGUAACUAUUCGAUUUUGGGGUUAAAUAUUUUUGAACACAGCAGCCUAAUUUGUAUUUAAUAACUAAUCAAUCUCGCACACAAAUUGUUCACCUUCUAUUAAUGUAGGUUUAUAUCGUACACUGUGUAAAUGCAAAGUGAUCAAAUAAAAAUAUCAUGAGCUUUUUGUCAGGAUAGGCCCAGAUAGGCUUCAAAGGUCUUGAAUGUGUCAGCACGAUAGGUCAAUUACCGCUACCAGCCAAGAGGGCGAGUGGCUGUGUGUGUAUACGUAUGUAUUCGGUGCUAUCUUAAGAGUUUCUAACAGAUUUCACAACAACUCAUCAAAGUUUUUGUUUAAUUCUUUGGUUUGGCAAACAACUAGUUAUUUUAAGUGUGUAAAAAAAUAGUUAAUAAAAACAUACUAGCUUUAUUAAUUACUCUGUAAAUUAAUAAAAUUUCAAAUUGUAAAUUCGAUGUCACUUGUAUUGUUUGACUAAAAACUUUUAAUUUAUUUAAGUAUUUCUCGAAAUAUAAUUUAAUUUUUCACAUCAUGCAUGCCGAUGUUGAUUUGAUCUUAAUAUUUGUGUAAUUGCACAUUGGUAAAAAUUGAAUUUCAUCAAUUUUUAUAUGUCAAUAAUUAUAUUUGUGGUUGAAUACAAACCAAACUAAAGUUCCCUUUACAUGAAUGACCAAUACAUGAAUUCGCUUCAAAUAUUCGUUUGAUGAGCUUUUGUGGACAGAGGUUGGCAGCCGUGUUAAAGGUAACUGCAGGGGCCAACUGUAAAGGAAUAAAUAAUAUAAAUGUUAUUUAAUAUACGAUCUCAUUGUUAUUAUUUGCACAAUGUAAAAUAUUUAAAAAAAUGUUUUGUAUAUAAUUUUUCAAGCCGAAUCACUGUGUUAUCUUGGAGGUAAUUUCUUUCCUUUAUUAUUAUUAAUUAUAAGUUGCCAUGUAUGAUUUCUGUGUAAAAAGUUUAACAGAUUCAUAAUUUUGACCUAUUGUAUUUAGAAUGUUGUGAAAGUAGUCCCAUGGCUACAUAUCCUUUAUGUUGAAUUGUAUGCCCAUCGCAUUCACUGUCAUAGAUUUAGUUUGAUAUUUAAAAAUACAGGACUUUUUAGAAA